UUGAACUUGAGUUUCCCUGAGCGCAGGCUCAGCCAUCCAUCCAUCUAUCCAGUGCUUAGGUGAUUGAAACCUUAUUAUAAAAGUUAGCAUUUACACACCGCCCCCAAAGUGCAGUUUUAAGCCUUUAUUAGACUUUUGGAACACCCCGUAGAGCCCUUUAUAAUUUACAAAUGUUGGUCGUAGGAAGGCAGCGCUAGGUGGCUCAGUGGAUAGCAUGUUGGGCCUGGAGUCAGGAAGACCUGCGUUCAAAUCCGCCUCAGUCCCUAGUGGUGUGACCCUGAGUGUCUCUUAACCUAUGUUGGCCUUAAUCUACUGGAGAAAGAAGUGGCAAACCACUCCAGUAUCAUUGCCAAGACAGCCCCGUGCAGGGUCACAGAGUCCAACCCACCGUAGCAACAACAACAAAUUGGAAAAAUUACCUCGUUUGAUCUUUUACAACCGUCUUGGAAGGUGAUUUGAAUUCUUCAGCCUGUAAUAUUCUCCGCUGUGCAAAGCUUUCAAGCUUUUCUUUCCAAGACCUCAAAAAGGCCUUUAAAGAGAGACUGCAAAUGGUGUGGGUAUUUAUCAUGAACCGAGUGAAUUCCCAGAGCAGUGCCUUUACUCAGCGGAGGCGAAUGGCUCUUGGAAUUGUUAUUCUCCUACUUGUGGAUGUUAUAUGGGUUGCUUCCUCAGAACUUACUUCAUAUGUUUUUACUCAGUAUAAUAAACCAUUCUUCAGCACCUUUGCAAAAACAUCAAUGUUUGUUUUAUAUCUCUUGGGCUUUAUUAUUUGGAAGCCAUGGAGGCAACAGUGCACACGAGGAUUUCGUGGAAGACAUGCAGCUUUUUUUGCAGAUGCUGAAGGUUACUUUGCUGCUUGUACUACAGAUAAUACCAUGAAUAGUUCUUUGAGUGAACCUUUGUAUGUUCCUGUGAAAUUUCAUGACUUGGCAAGUGAAAAACCUGAAAGUACAAAUGGUGAGAAUGAAAAAACACCCAAAAAGUCUCGUGUGAGAUUCAGUAAUAUUAUGGAGAUCCGACAACUUCCAUCAAGCCAUGCACUGGAAGCCAAGUUAUCGCGAAUGUCAUAUCCUGCUGUGAAAGAACAAGAGUCAAUUCUAAAAACUGUAGGGAAACUUACUGCAACUCAAGUAGCAAAAAUUAGCUUUUUCUUUUGCUUUGUGUGGUUUUUGGCAAAUUUGUCGUAUCAGGAAGCACUUUCAGACACACAAGUUGCUAUAGUUAACAUCUUGUCUUCAACUUCUGGGCUUUUUACUUUAAUCUUAGCUGCAGUGUUUCCAAGUAACAGUGGAGACAGAUUUACUCUUUCUAAACUGUUAGCUGUCAUUUUAUGCAUUGGAGGUGUUGUGCUGGUAAACCUUUCAGGGUCUGAGAAAUCUGCUGGAAAAGAUACAAUAGGUUCCAUUUGGUCUCUUAUUGGUGCCAUGCUCUAUGCUGUCUAUAUUGUUAUGAUUAAAAGAAAAGUAGACAGAGAAGAUAAAUUGGAUAUACCAAUGUUCUUUGGUUUUGUAGGUCUCUUUAAUCUGCUGCUGUUAUGGCCGGGCUUCUUUUUACUUCAUUAUACUGGAUUUGAGGCCUUUGAGUUUCCCAAUAAGUUAGUAUUAAUGUGCAUUGUCAUUAAUGGCCUAAUUGGAACAGUUCUCUCAGAGUUGCUGUGGUUAUGGGGCUGUUUUCUUACCUCAUCCCUGAUUGGCACACUUGCACUAAGCCUUACAAUACCUCUGACCAUAAUAGCUGAUAUGUGCUUGCAAAAGGUGCAAUUUUCCUGGUUAUUUUUUGCAGGUGCUGUCCCUGUAUUUUUUUCAUUUUUCAUUGUAACUCUCCUAUGCCAUUAUAAUAACUGGGAUCCAGUGAUGGUAGGAGUCAGGAGAAUUUUUGCCUUUAUCUGUAGAAAACAUCGAAUUCAGAGAGUCCCAGAAGAUAGUGAACAGUGUGAGAGCCUCAUUCCUUUGCACAGUGUUUCUCAGGAGGAUGGAACUAUCUGCUGUUCAUAAAUAAUAGCUUGAUGAUGAAGCAUUAUACAGCGAAGAGACAAUCUCCGACAAGGUUAUAUAGAAAAAAAAUAUUUCAGUGCCUACUCCAGAUUUAAAAUAAUAGUUUCAGUUCUUUGAAACUCUAAAAUACAUAUUUUCUCCUCAUUCUUGUUUUGUUGAGUUUUAUAAUGAACUAUUUUGCUACAAAUAUAUCACUACAAGUAUAGGACAUUCCAGUCCAUCUAAAGAACCAACUUGCCUUACGGAUCUCAUGGGGUUCAGUUGGUGAAAUCAUCAAGGAAGAAAAUGCUGAUGUUAAAGAGACUUUGUUUUUACAUUUUUGUUAAAUGCUGGACUGUGGGGCUAUAUGUAAGAAAUCAUUAAUGUCUGUAGAUUAGUGUUUGUUUUAGGGGAGAUGCAAAAGGCUCAGGUGCCUUGUAGGUACAGAUUAUAUUUUUGUGUUGUGUAAACCGUUGAAUAUAAACACCACAGAAAUCUAGUUUAAUUUAUGAAAUAAUACACUUUUGCAAAUCUGAGAUUGAAACAAAAUCUUUGGAACAGGAUCUUUUGUUCUCUUACACUACAUAUACUGUUAUCUUUGUAAAAUUUUUCCGUAGCAUUAUGUGCUUUGUGUGUUAUAAAUUUGACGACCCAGAGCAAGUUUUUAAAGGGGAAAUAGUAUUAUAAGAAGGAGGAUUAAGUACUUCUCAAGAUUAUUGAUAAUGUAAACUUGACUUGGUAAGCUGUGCUAUAGAUGGAAAGAAAUGGUCACUUUUCAAUGAAGAAAUUUUCAUAAUGGAAUAAUUUAGAUUGACGUGAUAUGGCCCAUUAUUAAAAUAAAAUAUUGUUUAAACUUAUUUGUAUGUAUGUGUAUUACAAAUGAGUCAAGCAGUUACUAGUUUUUCCACAAGCUUAAAUGUGUCCAUUUAUUGUAGAACUAUAAACCACCUCCUUAGUUUUGUAUUUCUAAAUAAGCUUUUAAGCAAUUAAGCGGAAUUGAGAGAGAGACCAAAAAGGGAUUCUGUCAUUUGAGGGUUUUGUUUGUUUUCGUACUUUAAUAAAAAACCCACUAAGAUAAAAUUGUACACAAAACAUUUAGCCCUUAAUGUGACUUUAGAUUCUUGAAUGUAUCUGCUAUGCAACUGCUUCUGACUCUAACCACUAUAGAUGGCAGUGAAUGAAUGAGUCUUCUGAUAUUUCCAUGCUUAUGACUAAUAAAUAACCCCAUUCCCAUUUCAAGCUUUUAAGGAAGGUAAUUUAGUUUUCAUUAAAACUACUUAACUAGAUUGACAUUUUAAAAUUCAUUUCAUAGUAAUGUUACUUUAACCUGCCUCAUUUAAGUUCUAAAACUCUUCGUGGCAGUGGGAGAAUAAGAAAAAGCUCACCCCCCAGUUCUAAACAUUAUUGUUAUGUUACUGAAAGUAUUUUUACAUCAUAAUAGUCAGACUAUUUGUUCUUUAAUGUAGCAUCAUGGGUAAAUAUUUGCCCACUUUCUCAGAACUAAUGAAAGUUCUUGGCAGCCCAAAUUAAAUUGAUUUUGGUUCUUUUUAUCAUCUUUUUAGAUUGUGUAUCUGGGGGAAAU
Messenger RNA from Trichosurus vulpecula (common brushtail), 3555 nucleotides. It is a transcript of the gene SLC35F5, whose product is annotated as solute carrier family 35 member F5. The coding region runs from base 549 to 1994 and encodes 481 amino acids. Gene Ontology annotation, biological process: regulation of peptide transport. Gene Ontology annotation, cellular component: membrane. The transcript has 16 exons. NCBI's taxonomy places the organism in Eukaryota, Metazoa, Chordata, Mammalia, Diprotodontia, Phalangeridae. The record is from RefSeq and is a predicted model, not a curated record.